AUGGAGGGCCGCCUGGGGGUGGCCAACAAGCCAUCCAGGUCUUCUCAUCCCAAAGUCCCCAAAGUCGAAGAUGCCUUGCAUCCAUCGACAAAGAAGACGCUCGAUCUUGGUAGCCUGAAGCUGACCGAAGGCUUCCCCAGCCGUCCGGGAUAUGGUACCAAGGGUACCAAAGUUGAACUCACGGCAAAUUACGUCGAGCUAUUGCCCCCAUCAAACAUGGUUCUGCAUCGGUAUGACAUAGAGAUCAGCCCGGAGGCCGCUGGCAGGAUGUGUUUCAGGAUCGUGCAGCUACUGCUCCAGUCGUCGGAAAUGGCACCGCGCCAGGGCGACCUUGCAACUGACUUCCGGUCUACCCUCGUCUCCAAAGUUAAGUUUCCGCGUGACGAGACCAUUAUCGAGGUAUGCUACCGUUCGGAAGGCGAAGACGAGCCGGCGGCUAGAGCCACCACAUACAAGAUCCGCGUCCUAUAUACAAAGACUUUAAGUAUCGGCGAGUUGGUCAACUACCUGAACUCCACGAAUCUUAGCCAGUCGUUACGAGAUAAGCAGGAGUUGACGCAGGCCCUGAAUAUCUUUCUGAACCACUACGCCAAAUCCGCAAACAACCUUGCCACGAUUGGAUCGACGAAGAGCUUUUCCCUCAACCGAAACGCAGUAAGAGGAGAUCUCGGCUCCGGGCUUCUUUUCGAGCUUCGUGUCCAAACCACGCAUCUGCCCGAGAAGCGCAACAAAGCCAAUGAAGUGAUUCCCCGAGUCAAGACUAUCUUUGGGCUUGCCAAGAAGGAUGAUGGACAUCGCAUGGCCCACCCACCUCGCAUUAGACAGCAUGGAGCAGGCGCCAAAGAUGUCGAAUUCUGGCUUGACGGUGAAGCCAACUCCUCUAGAGCACCCAAGGCGGCAGCCAAGGGAGGCGCGAAAGGGAAGGGCAAGGGCAAUGAUAAGGCUCAGCCAGAGAGCUCGCAGCUUCUGGCUCCGGGAGGUACAUCACUGUUUUUGACCUUUUCAGAACAACAUCCCCAGCUUCCGUUGGUCAACUGCGGCAACCGGGAGAAUCCGAUGCAUCUCCCGGCAGGAGUCUGCGUUGUCUUCGCGGGCCAGCCCUCCAUGUCGAAGCUUGACGGCACCCAAACUCAACAGAUGAUUCGCCACGCUGUUCGAAAGCCGUGGGAGAAUGCGGUGUCGAUUGUUGGGGAGGGUAUACAGACUGUUGGUCUCGACGAGAACUCCAACGUGCUUUUGCGUUCUUUUGGCCUUAGAAUUACGCCAGGGCUCAUCAAAGUCCCCGGUCGCGUCCUCGUCUGCCCGAAGGUUAUCUACAGGCCUACAGGCCUACUACUACGAUCUGUAGCGGCUCGAUCCUUUUCAACGAAAAUGGAAAUGCAGCCAAUCGGUCUGAUGGGGCACACCCUGGUCCUCCUUUUUAGAUCAAAAAAAUGA
Metarhizium robertsii ARSEF 23 is the source of this 1437-nucleotide messenger RNA. Its product is annotated as Argonaute/Dicer protein, PAZ. Gene Ontology annotation, molecular function: protein binding. NCBI's taxonomy places the organism in Eukaryota, Fungi, Ascomycota, Sordariomycetes, Hypocreales, Clavicipitaceae. The coding region runs from base 1 to 1437 and encodes 478 amino acids. The record is from RefSeq and is a predicted model, not a curated record. The transcript is spliced from 5 exons.